AUGGCCGCUGCUCUAAGAGAGGCAAUUGAUGAAUACUAUCAAUACUUUGGGGCUGGUGACUCUGUGACUCUCUAUGCCGCCGACGAUCGCUUCCCGUUAGGUUUCCUUGGCUCUUUCGAGAAAAAGCUUGCUGAGGAAUCAUGGUCUCUGACCUUAGAUCCAGAAUUCGAAGUAUGUUUUUUACUUGUUUACCCUGAAGACAAGAAACCUGACGGAUAUGAUGAUAUCCCAGAUACCGAUGCAAAGAAGCCUGAGGACUGGGAUGAUGAAGAAGAUGGUGAGUGGACUGCCCCAACUAUUCCCAACCCUGAGUACAUGGGUGAAUGGAAGCCCAAGCAAAUCAAGAACCCCAACUACAAGGGUAAGUGGGAGGCUCCAGAGAUUGACAACCUGGUUCGUACGGCCGACUUCAAGGAUAACCCCGAGCUGUAUGUAUUCCCCAAGCUGAAGUAUGUCGGAAUCGAACUGUGGCAGGUGAAAUCAGGAUCAUUAUUCGACAAUGUCUUGAUCUGUGAUGACCCAGACUAUGCCAAGAAGUUGGCAGAUGAAACAUGGGGCAAGCUCAAGGAUGCACGUGCGGAGAAAGCAGCUUUCGAUGAGAUUGAGAAGAAGAAAGAAGAAGAGGAAUCCAAGGACGCUCCUGCGGAAACUGAUGUUCUGAACUAA
Molecule: messenger RNA, 666 nt
Organism: Raphanus sativus (radish)
Lineage: Eukaryota; Viridiplantae; Streptophyta; Magnoliopsida; Brassicales; Brassicaceae
Product: calreticulin-2-like
Exons: 10
Coding region: 1-666 (221 amino acids)
Biological process (GO): protein folding
Cellular component (GO): endoplasmic reticulum; endoplasmic reticulum membrane
Molecular function (GO): calcium ion binding
Source: RefSeq, a predicted model, not a curated record